This is a messenger RNA of Panthera uncia (snow leopard), 4674 nucleotides long. It is a transcript of the gene RALGDS, whose product is annotated as ral guanine nucleotide dissociation stimulator. Lineage: Eukaryota; Metazoa; Chordata; Mammalia; Carnivora; Felidae. Gene Ontology annotation, molecular function: guanyl-nucleotide exchange factor activity. Gene Ontology annotation, biological process: Ras protein signal transduction; positive regulation of GTPase activity. Bases 1149 to 3785 code for a protein of 878 amino acids. Gene Ontology annotation, cellular component: plasma membrane. The transcript has 18 exons. The record is from RefSeq and is a predicted model, not a curated record.
AAGCAGCACCGCCUCUCAACCUCUCUCUUUGCCCUGGGACCUCUGGGCUUGGGGAUCUGGGCUCUGAGCACUGAUGGAAGGAGCAUCUGUGGACUCUGCAGAGCUUCAGACAGACACAAGUCCUGAAUUCUCCCUGUGAGAUUUCGGGCAAGCCCCUGCUCCCCCCGGGCCUCGGUUUUCCCAUUCGUCAAAUGGGUGUAUUGGACUCGUUCAGUGCUUUCCGACGUCUGGUUUGCAGCAAAAUGAGAAAAGUGGGCACAGGGUUGUGCGCUUUUCUUAAAGCCAAAUGCACUCGUUUAACAACUGCCCUCUUUUCUGAUGGUGUCUCCUAGUUAUUUUUGGUGGCAUCUUUUUUGGAACGAUGGUAUUUUUUUUUUUUUUUUCUACGCUACUUGGCAAAGUAAAUACUUGUCAACCCUCGGUUCGUCUUGCAGUUUAAAAUGAAGUCUUGUAGGGAGCGCCUGGGUGGUUCAGUUGGUUGAGCGACUGACUUCGGUUCAGGUCAUGAUCUCGUGGUUCCUGAGUUCGAGCCCCGGCGCGUCGGGCUCUGUGCUGACAGCUUGGAGCCUGUUUCGGAUUCUGUCUCCCUCUCUCUCUGCCCCCACCCCGCUCACGCUGUCUCUCUUUUUCUCUUUCAAAAAUAAAUAAACAUUAAAGUGAAGUCUUGUAUCUGGGGGCCACAGCCGAGGAGCUUGAGGGCAGGGUGCAGGGAAGCUUCAGGAAUGAGGCGGUGGCUUUGAGUAAGUGAGGAUGUCCUGUGCUCCCUCCAACGCCGCCUGGCCAGGCUCACACCUGCCUGGUGGCCCCGCUGGCUGAGCCCUGUUUUGAUCUCGGUGACUUAUACCUGCCACUGUUGUAACUCUGGGGAAUGGGGAUAGGGCCUUGGGGUGGUUUUUGGAGGGGACGGCGGGGCCCAGCCAGGAGGGGCCGAUCUGGCUGGAGCUGCUCACACAGCCUUGGCUGGCCCACGGCCUGGGACAAGCGGGAAUUCCUGGCCCUGCCCAUCAUGGGAGCAGGUAUGACAGCCACGCAGGUGACACCAGGCCUAGGCACUCGGGUGCUGGACUCCACCGGGGCAGCCAGGCAUCCAGGCAGACUGGCAGAGGGCCUCCUUGGGAGCCCAGCCCCUGCCUGGCUCCUGUGCCGCCAUGGCCCGGGAAGCCAGGCCCACUGCGCCCAGGGUGCGGAAGGGCUGGGUGUUCUUUGCCUGUGUCUCUGUGGUGACUGCCAGGCGCUGGGCCAUCGCCCGCCGCGCCACGCUCCGAAGCCCCGCACCUUGGCCAGCAUCUGUGCCAGCACCAGCCACCGAGAGCUGCACGCAGGAGAUCGGCGAGGAGCUGGUCAACGGGGUCAUCCAUUCCAUCUCCCUGCGGAAAGUGCAGGCACACCACGGCGCCAACAAGGGCCAACGCUGGCUCGGGUGUGAAAAUGAGUCAGCCCUGAACCUGUAUGAGACCUGCAAGGUGCGGACGGUGAAGGCCGGCACGCUGGAGAAGCUGGUGGAGCACCUGGUGCCCGCCUUCCAGGGCAGCGACCUCUCCUACGUCACCAUCUUCCUGUGCACGUACCGAGCCUUCACCACCACCCAGCAGGUGCUGGACCUGCUGUUCAAAAGGUACGGUAGAUGUGAUGCCCUCACGGCCUCCUCUAGAUACGGAUGCAUCCUUCCUUAUUCUGACGAGGACGGCGGACCCCAGGACCAACUGAAAAAUGCCAUCUCCUCCAUUCUGGGCACCUGGCUGGACCAGUACUCGGAGGACUUCUGUCAGCCCCCAGACUUUCCCUGCCUCAAGCAGCUGGUGGCCUAUGUGCAGCUCAACAUGCCUGGUUCUGACCUAGAGCGCCGUGCCCAGCUUCUACUGGCCCAGCUGGAGCACGCAGAGCUCACGGAGGCCGAGCCCGAGGCUCUGUCGCCAGCUCCAGCGCCACUUCUAAAACCAGCUCCGGAACUAGAGCCGGCUUUGGCACCUGAGUCAGAACCAGAGCUAGAGCCAGCUCCAACACCGGCUCCAGAACCAGAGCUAGAGCCGGCUCCGGAACCGGCUCCGGAACCGGCUCCAGCCCCAGCUCCGGGACUAGAGCCAGCUCUAUCGCAAACUGUAGACCUAGAGGCAGCUCCGGUGCCCGAGCCUCCCUGGCCGUCACCUGUGGCUGCAGAAGAUGGCCUGAAUGAGAAGCCUCACCUCUUGGCCUUCCCUCCCGACCUGGUGGCAGAGCAGUUCACACUGAUGGAUGCGGAGCUGUUCAAGAAGGUGGUGCCCUACCACUGCCUGGGCUCCAUCUGGUCCCAGCGGGACAAGAAGGGCAAGGAACACCUGGCUCCCACUGUCCGCGCCACGGUCACCCAGUUCAACAGUGUGGCCAACUGCGUCAUCACCACCUGCCUGGGGGACCGGACUGUGACGGCCCGGGACAGGGCCAGGGUGGUGGAGCACUGGAUCGAGGUGGCCAGGGAGUGCCGUGUCCUCAAGAACUUCUCGUCUCUCUACGCCAUCCUGUCGGCCCUGCAGAGCAACUCCAUCCACAGGCUGAAGAAGACGUGGGAAGAAGUUUCCAGGGACAGCUUCCGCAUCUUCCAGAAGCUGUCGGAGAUUUUCUCGGAUGAGAACAACUACUCACUGAGCAGAGAGCUGCUCAUCAAGGAGGGCACCUCCAAGUUUGCCACCCUGGAGAUGAACCCCAAGAGAGCCCAGAAGCGGCCAAAGGAGACGGGUGUCAUCCAGGGCACCGUUCCCUACCUGGGCACCUUCCUCACAGACCUGGUGAUGCUGGACACCGCGAUGAAGGACUAUCUGUAUGGGAGACUGAUCAACUUCGAGAAGCGGAGGAAGGAAUUCGAAGUGAUCGCCCAGAUCAAACUGCUCCAGUCGGCCUGCAACAAUUACAGCAUCACACCCGAGGAGCACUUUGGGGCCUGGUUCCGGGCCAUGGAGCGACUCAGCGAGACGGAGAGCUACAACCUGUCGUGUGAGCUGGAGCCCCCCUCCGAGUCGGCCAGCAACACCCUCAAGGCCAAGAAGAACGCGGCCAUCGUCAAGCGCUGGAGCGACCGCCAGGCCCCCAGCACGGAGCUCAGCAGCAGCGGCAGCUCCCACUCCAAGUCCUGUGACCAGCUCAGGUGCGGCCCCUACCUCAGCAGCGGGGACAUCGCCGACGCACUCAGCGUCCACUCGGCCGGCUCCUCCAGCUCCGACGUGGAGGAGAUCAACGUGAGCUUCGUCCCGGAGUCCCCCGAUGGUCAGGAGAAGAAGUUCUGGGAGUCAGCCUCCCAGUCGUCCCCGGAGACCUCCGGCAUCAGCUCGGCUUCCAGCAGCGCGUCCUCCUCCUCCGCCUCCACCACGCCCGUGGCUGCCACGCGCACCCACAAGCGGUCCGUCUCGGGGGUCUGCAGCCACGGCUCCUCACUGCCCCUCUACAACCAGCAGGUGGGCGACUGCUGCAUCAUCCGCGUCAGCCUGGAUGUGGACAACGGCAACAUGUACAAGAGCAUCCUGGUAACCAGCCAGGACAAGGCUCCAGCCGUCAUCCGCAAGGCCAUGGACAAACACAACCUGGAUGAGGAUGAGGCCGACGAAUACGAGCUCGUGCAGGUUAUCUCCGACGACCGCAAGCUGAAGAUCCCGGACAACGCCAACGUGUUCUAUGCCAUGAACUCUACUGCCAACUAUGACUUUGUCCUAAAGAAACGGACCUUCACAAAGGGGGCAAAGGUCAGGCAUGGCGCCAGCUCGACUCUCCCUCGCAUGAAGCAGAAAGGGCUCAGGAUCGCCAAGGGCAUCUUCUAACUCGUCCCCGGUGCUGGCCCGCCACAGGGACCCCUCUUGCAGGGUCUGGCUGCCUGGGUAACUGAGCGCUUCCGGACUCCGGUGGCCCAGGCCAGGCGGGCACCCUCUGCCCAACCCGCCAGCUCAGGCCACCCCCAGACUCGUUUCACCCUCAACGUCUCCCACUGCCGGGUUUGACGCCUGCUGCUUGACAGGCUGACCUGGCCUCCUGUGGACCACUCGCCGCCUUAGGUGCCUUCUGCUCUCCGGAACCAGAGGACCAGCUGACUUUGGCCGAGGAGCGCCGUCGGUGGGCACUGCCCUCUGUGCACUGCCCCUCACACCUACUCAGGUGUGGGUCACUGCCACCUGUGCCCGUGGGCACCCCAGGGUACCUGCUCAUCCACCGGGUCUGACCACUGCAAUUCUCUCCUCCGCCCGCGGGCAUCGGCCCGUGCCCUUCUGGGGUCCCGGCCCCUCUCGGCCACCACACUAGCCUUUCCCGGGCCGCACCAAAGAUCCCACCGUCGGGGCCAGCAGAGUGAAGGAGUCUCGCCCACCCCCUGCCCAGCCCUCCCCCAGGAGGUUGGGGUGGGGGGGAACCCUCUUCACAGAUCACACUCCUCACCCGGUGAGUGAGGACGGUCUCAGCCGAGUCACGUUGACACUGAAUCUCACGACACCGCGGGUGCCGCUCACUACCACACCCUGGGCUUCACGAGACCGCACGAGACGGGGGUUAGUGGGAAAGAAGGAUUUGGGGGAAGGGGAGGGGUGUUGAAUAUUUGUAUAAAAGGCAAAAACAAAACAAAACAGAAAAAGUUUACCAGUUGGGGAGGGGCAAUAUUUAUUUGUUGUAAAUAGCAAAUGCUAGACUUGAAUAUUCUAUUAAAAUCCAGUUUCUACUAUA